AUGACUGGGAAGACUCAAACCAGCAAUAUAACAAACAAGACAGAUCCUCGCUCUCUCAAUUCCAGGGUGUUCAUUGGUAACCUCAACACCACUGUGGUCAAGAAAACUGACAUUGAGCUCAUUUUUGCCAAGUAUGGCAAAAUCACUGGCUGCUCUGUGCAUAAGGGCUUUGCUUUUGUCCAGUAUGCCAGCGAAAGGAACGCUCGCUUAGCUGUGGUCGGCGAGAAUGCCAGGGUGCUUGCUGGACAGACCUUGGACAUUAACAUGGCUGGAGAGCCCCGUCUUUACAGGCCAAAAGUGGGAUCCAAGCGUCCGUUUUCCUUAUACAGUGGCCAUGAAUUUGAUUAUGAUUUCUACAGGGAUGACUUCUAUAGCAGGAUUUUUGACAUUCAUGGGCGAUUAGCAUCAUCCCCUCGGGCUAUGAUACCUAUCAAGCAUUCCCGUUUGGUCACUCUCUCAACACGCAGGACGAAAAACUCUUUCCAGCCAAAGAUGUCCACUUGCUCUUCUUAUCUAAGCACAUUUUCAUCAGAUUCCUUAUGCUCUAUGGUGAAAUCCAAUCAGCUCCUGACAAUCAAGCAAGAACUGUCUCAGAUAAAGAUUAAGAUUGACUCCUUACUGGGAAGGCUAGAGAAGAUUGAACGGAAGCAGUUAGCAGAGGCAGAGGCCCACAGGAAGCAUGAGAAGGCCAACCAAUCUCUUUAUAGUAGGACAGCAGAAAAAUCUGAAGAGGAUGUUCAGGAUGAUCAGGAGCAUCAGGAAGGCGGGUCUUGGGAAGUGACUGAUGAAGGUGAUGAUGGCUAUGAUGACAUUGUUAACAAUGACCUGAUAGAAAACCACAUAUCUGAUGUUGACAACUGAACAAGGACCGGACGACCAGCACACCUAUCAAAUGUACUAUUUUUGAAGACAAGUCAGAACUGUUAACCUUUCUGUGUUUUACUGUUUACAUUCAACAAUUUUAAUUUAUUAUUUAUUUAUUUUAAAGAAAAUUGACAGUCAGACAUGAACUGGAAGUUGUUGAGACAGAUAUUCAUAUAUGAGAUGUGUUUAAAUGUCACUACAUAAUCCAAGCAAGAGAGAGGACAACAUAACUUUGGUAUUCAGCAUCUUAACUUAAUACAUAAAAUAAGUGAUGUAUUUUAUCUAGAAAAAGUAUUGAUGAACUUCAAUGUCAUUGUCAUAUA
Molecule: messenger RNA, 1187 nt
Organism: Myxocyprinus asiaticus (Chinese sucker)
Lineage: Eukaryota; Metazoa; Chordata; Actinopteri; Cypriniformes; Catostomidae
Gene: ralyla
Product: RALY RNA binding protein like
Exons: 8
Coding region: 1-861 (286 amino acids)
Cellular component (GO): nucleus
Molecular function (GO): RNA binding
Source: RefSeq, a predicted model, not a curated record